Messenger RNA from Bursaphelenchus xylophilus (pine wood nematode), 1190 nucleotides. The record is from the annotation of a GenBank genome assembly. Lineage: Eukaryota; Metazoa; Nematoda; Chromadorea; Rhabditida; Aphelenchoididae.
AUGCUCAUCUACUUUUCUCUUUUGUGUCUUUUGUCGACAACUCUUGCUCAGAUAUGCCCUGAUGGAAUUCCGGCAGCAUUUGGUAAGUGUUAAACAAUAAGACUUCUUGUACUUGCAGAAUGCGUCAAGAAGAGCGGGCAGUACAAGUGCACAGGAGACAGCUCUCUGGGAUGCGAACAGAUAAAUGGAGUCCAUUUUUGCUGUAAGUUUCUUUUCCGAUAGCGAAAAAACUAUUCCAGGUGCCGUUGAUCCCAGUAAAAAGCCAGCAGUCAUAACAUCUAAGGUUGAAAAGAGCGAGAAGAACGAGACGGACACAGAAAAAGAGUCAAAGGGAACCAGAACCACCAGUAGUCCCGAUUGUUAUGACAAAGGACCUGACUGUAAUCGACUCAAAUAUCUCUGUGAUAACAAUAAUUACAAAGACAUCAUGGCUGACCAAUGUCCAGUUGCUUGUGGAAUUUGUGAAGACACGAAUAGAGAAGCAGAAGGAGAAGAUAAAGAAUGCACUGAUAAUGGCAACGACUGCCCGAAACUGAAAUAUCUCUGCGACAAUUCAGUAGGUAGAAGCGGCGCUAUUGCGCGCUACGACAUUUCGGGUCAGGGACAACUCGGGUCGCGACACUUCGGGUCAACGACAUUUCGGGUCAACGAUACCGUUUAAUAUUUUCGCUUCGGGACUGGGAAAAAGGAUUUUUUCAAGAAUUUGAACAAAUUUUUGAAAUGUUUUCGCUUCGAGACUUAAGAGAAGGAAUUUUUUGGAGAAUUUGAACAAAAUUUGGAAAUUUUUUCGCUUCGGGACUUGGGAUAAAGGAUUUUUUGGAGAAUUUGAUUUUUAAGAAUCCCGUGCUUCCAGCUAAAAACAUAAACAAUGGAUACGAUUUUCUUAUUUGCUUGUCGCUUACAAACACUUCUUAAAAAAAUUAUAAAAUAAAUUUCAAUUCUCGAAAAAAUGCUUUUUUCCAAGUCCCGAGGCGAAAACAUUUCAAAAAUUUUUUCAAAUUCACCAAAUAAUUCUUUUUUCCCAGACCCGAAGCGAAAAUAAUAAACGGUAUCGUUGACCGGAAUGUCGUUGACCCGAGGUGUCGUUAACCCGAAGUGUCGCGGGUAGAAGCUCACUCAAGCCGUGUAUUUUACAGGUUUACCGUGCUUUCAUGAAACAGGAAUGCCCAAAGACGUGCAAAACGUGCUAA